Molecule: messenger RNA, 775 nt
Organism: Lentinula edodes (shiitake mushroom)
Lineage: Eukaryota; Fungi; Basidiomycota; Agaricomycetes; Agaricales; Omphalotaceae
Exons: 8
Source: RefSeq, a predicted model, not a curated record
UCUCCUUGUCUAAUUAUCUUUAUUCAUGUCUUGGUGCAGUACCUAAGUAGCAUGCAGAAAUUUCGAAGGAUUACAUUUUUCCGAUUUAGAUGUUUGAUUAUGUAUUUUACACAGGGCUUUCAAAUCAGUCAACACUGGACGAACUAACCAAGAGGCUUCAUGUAUUCAUAAGCAUUGUGCUUCUGUAUCUACAGUUCGGUACUGCUGGAAGCGCUCUGGGGCCGGGAGUAGAAUCAAUCUGUUCAUGACUACCAAUUCUGAAUGGAGUUCUAUGUUAUAGUGCACAAUUUCGUUGCCUGGGUCUCCUCUCCAUACCUAUGCUACUCAUUUCCCUGGCCAAAGAUUUCUGAAGUACAUUGUUGCCAUUAUCCUGACCUUGAGAUUUUUGAAGUACGUUGUUGUCAUCAUUCUGACCUUGAGCACACGACUUCUUCGCCUGGGUCUCCUCUUCACUCCUAUGCUACUCAUAUCCCUGGCCGAAGAUUUUCGCAGUACGUCAUUGUCAUUAUCCUGAUCUCGAGUGCACGAUUUCACUGCCUGGGUCUCCUUCUCACUCCUAUGCUACUCAUAUCCCUGGCCGAAGAUUUUCGCAGUACGUCAUUGUCAUUAUCCUGACUUCGAGUGCACGAUUUCAUUGCCUGGGUCUCCUCCUCACUCCUAUGCUACUCAUAUCCCUGGCCGAAGAUUUUCGCAGUACGUCAUUGGCAUUAUCCUGACUUCGAGUGUAUGAUCUCUUUGCCUGGGUCUCCUCUUCACUCCUAUGCUACUCAUUUCC